AUGGAGCAGCACUUUCUCGCAGUCGGGAAGCCGGCUUGGGACGCCUACGACUGGGCGCCACGGCCCCAGCCUGCGUGGUUGCUGGUGUCAGAAGGCUCCGGGCCGGGGCCGCUCCCCCUGUACCCGGCACUGGGAGAGUCCGCAGACCACCGCGACGCUUUGGACAGGCAACUGCUUUCCAGUGCUUGCUGGCGGCUGCCCUUCAUCCAUGAAGGGUACACCCUCCUCAGCCGGGCCCAGAGCCCCUGGGAGGCAAGGCCACUGCAGCCCAGUCUGGGCCCCGCGCCAGACACUGCAGAGACGCCGGAGACGCCACAGACACCAGAGACUCCGGAGACGCCAGACAGCCCACCGGAACCCGCCCGAGAGCCUGAGCCGAGAAAGGAAACCGAGUCCCAGAGGCUGUCCCAGGCCGAGUGGCCCAGCGUCGGAGUCGGCCUGCAGACGGAGGAGAAGUGUGAAGACGGGGGCCCUGCAGAGCGCCGCCCCGCGAGGGCUCCAGGGGGAUGGGGCCGGCGCCCGGGUUUCUGCGGCUGCCUGCGGUGGGUCCGGCGCGCUGUGUGCACCCUGAGGCGCGCCGCUGCCGGCUGCUGCGGGACCUUCUGGGACGUGAAAGAGCCCUGA
This is a messenger RNA of Phyllostomus hastatus (greater spear-nosed bat), 624 nucleotides long. RefSeq names its product annexin-2 receptor-like. Bases 1 to 624 code for a protein of 207 amino acids. Gene Ontology annotation, molecular function: signaling receptor activity. The transcript has a single exon. Lineage: Eukaryota; Metazoa; Chordata; Mammalia; Chiroptera; Phyllostomidae. The record is from RefSeq and is a predicted model, not a curated record.